Molecule: messenger RNA, 453 nt
Organism: Phytophthora nicotianae INRA-310
Lineage: Eukaryota; Oomycota; Peronosporomycetes; Peronosporales; Peronosporaceae
Exons: 2
Coding region: 1-453 (150 amino acids)
Source: RefSeq, a predicted model, not a curated record
AUGCCCAGACUGGCAGGUCGUAAAUGGCGUUGCAAGCGUCGUCAGAGGCAAUGUAAAGUGUGCUCGAUUUUGAAGCGCAAGAUUGGUGAGCGUCAUGCAACUAAAUACUUCUGCGCUGACUGCAGCAAGUCCGACAAAGCGCAGUUGUUUCUGUGCAACAAGGCGUGGAAGCACUACCCUGGAAACUCAAUGACGUGCUUUCAGAUUUGGCACAAGUGGGAUAAUGGAGCAAAGCGCCCACGCCCGCGCUGCGGGCGCGACAUUCAGAGCCGAGCAGCUGGAACAGGUGGAGGAAAGAAGCGCGAGCGUCGCGAGGCUGGCAGUGAAGCAGGAGACGGGCAGGAACGCGAUAGUGGCGAGGGGGACGCACCAGACGACGAUGGCGAAGAUGUGAAUAGUGAUGGAGACGGAGUACACUCAAGUGGUGAGGAUCAACAACAAGACGAAGAGUAA